CAAUUUCACUAACGUUAUUACUCUGCGACCGGCGUUUAUGCGACGCAUAGAGCAGCAAUGGCGAGCGGUAAAAAGAGUGCUCUGCUUUCCUCUUUGGCGGACUAUGGAGACGAUUCAGAGCCUGACUCUGACCCCGAGCCAGAAGAGACAGGGGGGCGUGGAAGUGGUCUGGUAUACGGCUAUGGGGAUGAUGACCUGAACCGGACUGAGGAUGCUGAUGAUAAGGUGUCUGGAGAUGAAGACAGCAGAGAGAGCAACUCGGAAAUGGACGAAUCUGACGAGGGGAGGGACGCAGAUGAUGUUGAGAUCUCAGAAGCAGAAAAAAAGGACCCCAAUGAACUUGUUGCCCUGUUCUCAGAGAAAGUGAGGAACAUGUCACCUGAUGAGAUCAGGAUCCCCCCCGAGCCCCCUGGACGCUGCUCGAGCCAAUUACAGGACAAGAUCCACAAGCUGUACGAGAGGAAGCUCCAUGGAGAUUUUGACACAAACAGCCACAUCCAGAAAAAGAAAGAAUUUAGAAACCCAAGCAUUUACGAGAAGCUCAUUCAGUUCUGCAGCAUAGAUGAACUGGGAACCAACUACCCAAAAGAUAUGUUUGAUCCUCAUGGCUGGUCAGAGGACUCUUACUAUGAAGCUUUAGCCAAAGCCCAGAAAGUCGAGAUGGACAAACUGGAGAAAGCCAAGAAGGAACGGACCAAGAUUGAGUUUGUCACAGGGACUAAGAAGGGCACCAACCCCUCAAGCACAGCAGCCUCCACCACCAGCAGCAGCACCACCACCACAGCCACAGCCGAAGCCCAGAAGAGGAAAAGCAAGUGGGACUCUGCGAUCCCCGUGACCCUGGCCCAGCCCACCCUCAUCACUACCACCGCGACCCUGCCUGCCGUCGUUUCCGUGACAACCACUGCCAGCGGCACCAAGACCACUGUCAUAUCUGCAGUGGGCACCAUCCUAAAGAAGGCGAAGCAGUGAGCACACAGAAUGUGCAGAAACAUGCUCGUCUAUAAGAGUGAGUGAUGCUGGAAGACCUGUGUUGUCCUGUGCUCAUUAUUUAUGUGAAAAGAUGCAAAAGGAGGACAAAUGAACUGAUGGGUGUUCAGUGUGCAUUUUUCGAAGCAACCCACAAAUAUGCUCUGCGACACAAAGACUUAUCUAAAGACUUAACUGCCUUCUAUCUCUGGGAUUCUACCUGCACUACUGCAUCAUGAAGCCAAAUUUACAGUUUGGUAAAAAUGCUCACAAGUCCUCUGAAAAUCUUAACGUGUGAUGCAUGCAGAUCUCAUGCUGAUAAAAAAUGUCUGUCAUUAAUUUUUUUAAUAUGUUGGCAACAGUUGUUAGUUUAAGACAGUUAAAGAGAACAAGGGUGCAACAAUGGUUGAAUAAGUGUUGCGAACAGACCUGGUAGAAUUAUCUGAAAGUGUUUAUUUUUCUAUCCAUAGUUUUCAUGUCUUCUGUGGCAAUAAUGUGUUAUGGCUCGACAUGUGCAUCUUUUUUUUUUCCUCAGCUAUUUUUUGUCAUUGGCAUAUUGACUGGCUCUAAGGUAAGAUUUUAUACACUUGUACAUAUGGUGAAUAAAUGGAUCAAAUGUUGCCUUUUC
Molecule: messenger RNA, 1597 nt
Organism: Epinephelus moara (kelp grouper)
Lineage: Eukaryota; Metazoa; Chordata; Actinopteri; Perciformes; Serranidae
Gene: sap30bp
Product: SAP30 binding protein
Exons: 10
Coding region: 58-972 (304 amino acids)
Biological process (GO): regulation of DNA-templated transcription
Cellular component (GO): nucleus
Source: RefSeq, a predicted model, not a curated record